Messenger RNA from Triticum urartu, 1054 nucleotides. Its product is annotated as AMMECR1 family. The record is from RefSeq and is a predicted model, not a curated record. NCBI's taxonomy places the organism in Eukaryota, Viridiplantae, Streptophyta, Magnoliopsida, Poales, Poaceae.
UACUUGACUCGGAAUCCAACAGCACGAAACGAACGCACCGCUCGCUUCCGCCCCUCCCCAACCUCCGUACCCUCCCUCCCCCCACCGCCGCGCCGUCCGCGCCCGCCGCCUCAGCUGAGCGACGGCCGGGCCCUCUCGGCGGCGGCGAUCGACGAUGGUGGUGGCCACGGAGGAAAUGGCGGUCUACUGCUUCGACACCCUCGUCGCCCACUACAGCGGCGAGCAGCCGCCGCCGCCCGCCUUCGAGGAGGGCGUCCACCCACUGUUUGUCACCUGGAAGAAGGCUACCAAUGGUUCCGAGCCACGCCUAAGGGGAUGCAUCGGAACUUUGGAGCCCCGUCAGAUUGUAAGCGGCUUCAAGGAUUACGCGCUGACCAGUGCCCUGAGGGAUCGGCGCUUUUCUCCGAUACAGUCCAAAGAGCUGCCAUAUUUGGAAUGCACAGUUUCUAUAUUGACUGAAUACGAAAUUGCACUCAACCACCUUGAUUGGGAGGUUGGAAAGCAUGGUUUAAUUAUUGAGUUCACCGAUCCUGACUAUAAUGUAAGACGGAGUGGAACUUAUUUACCUGAGGUUGCUGCCCAUGAAGGAUGGACACAACUAGAGACCAUUGACUCGCUCAUGAGGAAGGCUGGCUAUAAUGGCACCAUCACCGAGUCUUUGAGGAAGAAAAUCCGCGUCACCCGCUACCAGAGUACCCUGUACACCAUGCACUAUGGUGAAUAUACUGCAUAUGUCAAGAAGAACAGAGGUGAAAUUAACGGGGCACCCAUAGUUAAUGGAUUCAAACCAGGCCAGUGAUUUAUCUGUACUGUAGCAGGUAAUACAACUAUUUUUAAUUUGGCUUGGAAGGAAUUGGUGUGAGAAUUUGUUCGAAAAAAUCAACUCUAGUCAUUGAUCUGCCAUCAUGCCAUUUCAUUCCAAAGAAUGUGGGGUGCCAUGUCAACGGCCCUCAUGUCGUUCUGGGACAAGUUAAAUGGUGAUGGUUAUGUAUCUGUAAGCCUAUGCACUUUGAUUACAAAUAAUUGUGUGAAAUUAAUUGAUUUAAGUUGUUCA